Molecule: messenger RNA, 2187 nt
Organism: Brassica napus (rape)
Lineage: Eukaryota; Viridiplantae; Streptophyta; Magnoliopsida; Brassicales; Brassicaceae
Product: small RNA 2'-O-methyltransferase
Exons: 6
Coding region: 139-2151 (670 amino acids)
Molecular function (GO): peptidyl-prolyl cis-trans isomerase activity
Source: RefSeq, a predicted model, not a curated record
UCCAAACUUCGCAUUUGAAAAUCCCCCAAGCCACCACCUUUUCUCUCUUUGGUGCUCAAUUUCGCUGAAACUAGUUUCUGUGUUUGCCAUUUUCGCUGAACCCCUCAGAGUUUGUAAAGAAUCUACAGUGAGUUUGUAAUGGCGGGUGGGGAGGAGAAGACUCUUACUCCAAAGGAGAUUAUACAUCACAAGUUUGGUGUUAAAGCAAGUUACAGGAUUGAGGAAGUUCGUGUUUCUUCUCAGAGUACUUGUCUCUAUCGAUGCCACUUGCAGCUACCAGACUUUUCUGUUGUAUCAAAUGUCUUCAGGAAGAAGAAGGAUUCUGAACAAUCCGCUGCUGAGUUGGCUCUGGAAAAGCUAGGCAUUCACCCUCAGGAUGAUGAUGAUCAUCAUCAUCAUAUUACUGUGGAGGAAGGUUGGGAUGAUAUUGUUGAACGCAUCAAGUAUAUAUUUUCUGACGAGUUUCUUUCAUCUGAUCACCCUCUUGGAAGUCACCUUAGAGCAACAUUACAAAGGACAGGUGAACAUCGUGGAUCAGUUCCUGUUUCUGUCAUUACUACGUUUGACUCAAAGAUCAACAGCCUUUGUAAAGUGAUCAAUCCUUCCAUGGACUCUGAUCCUACUGUGGCCAUGUCCUAUAUCAUGAAGGCUGCUCUAAAGUUAUCAGAUUACAUUGUGGUAUCUCCACACGCGGCUUCACUCAGAAGGAAAAGUCCAUACCCUCCAGCAAUCACAGAAGGACUUGCUACUCAUGUAGAAAGCAUAAAAGUUGAGGCUGUACAUAUAAAAUGUACCAAAUGCGAUGAAGAGGUUGUUGCGCCAGUCGUUCUUGAUAUCUCAUCAGAUCGGUAUUACUUGGAUACUAUUGCUGAAAAGCUUGGUUUGAAGGAUGCCAGCCAAGUGAUGAUAUCCAGGGCGAUUAGCAAAACUUUCUCUGGCUAUGAGUGUAGAGUAUACUCUGCCAUUCCUAAGCUGACGUCUUCCAAUGAUUUAAAAAAGUCUCGGAACGCAAAAGCAAGUUUUGUUUGUUGUGGUCAAGAUAUUCAUGGUGAUGCAAUCUUGGCAUCUGUUGGUUACACAGGGAGGUCCCAUGAUCUUGAACAUGACAAUGUAACCUUAAAGUCAUUUUACAGGAUAUGUUGCGGUAUGUCACCCAAUGGAAUCUACAAAAUCUCCAGAAAAGCGUUGAUUGCUGCACAGCUGCCUUUAUUAUUCACCAGAGAGUCUAAUUGGCGAGGUCCAUUCCCCAGGGAGAUUCUCUGCAUGUUCUGUAACCAACAACAACUAGCAGAACCGGUGUUUACUACAUCUACAGCUCCUGCUAAGUCGAUGUCUGACUUGUUAAGUUCCUUCAACAAGAUAAAAGAUGAUUCUGACAAUCAGUAUUCGAGUAGAGGUAAUUGGGGGAUGCCAGGAUCAGGGAAGGGGUAUAGAUGUGAAGUGAAGAUUUUCUCAAAGUCACAGGGUUUGGUUUUAGAUUGUUCGUUGAAGAAGUUAUAUGAGGAGGAAAAUGAUGCUGUUCAAAAUGCUGCAUUGAAAGCCCUCUCAUGGUUUAGUAUGUUUUUCGGCGACAUGGAUGUAGAAUCCCUGGAACCAUGCUAUACAGAUGACGACCUGAAUAUUCAGUUUAAUCAGAGGAAUCGUUUUAAAGAGACCUUUCCAAGCAGUAGAGUGUAUCAACUCCCCGAGAUUAUCAGAAACGGAGAAUCAAGGUGGUACAUGGGUAUGAUGCCAUGGGAAAAGAAGCGUGUUCAAAAUAUAGCAAACGGUUCCUUGGUCAGCAUAUGCUAUUCUGUGUACUUGAAAAAGGAUGCUGAGUAUUCAAAGAAAGGUAAAUCUUUGAAAGAACUCAUUGAAAGCAAUGAAGAGAUAGAGUUUGAGGUAGGGCAUGGGUCUAUGAAUCCACAUCUUGAAUCAGUUGUUACUCAGAUGUCUGUGGGUCAGCAUGUUCGUUUCUCUACUGGAUUGCCUGCUGAAGGCUUGGUUUUGGCCGCUGGCAAUGAUACUGCGAAAGCUGUCUCACUCUUGUCAGGUUUGGAGUACAGUGUACUUUUGUUGGGAGUGAAGGGUCCAACAGAAGAACGAAUGGAGAAGGCUAACAUUGUUGAAAAGGUUGCAGAAGGCUUCUUCUUGCAGUCUCUUAAAGACUAGUCUUUGAUAAAAAGAGUAUCAACCAGAGUAGGCUUU